Messenger RNA from Neolamprologus brichardi, 982 nucleotides. RefSeq lists its product as uncharacterized. The record is from RefSeq and is a predicted model, not a curated record. NCBI's taxonomy places the organism in Eukaryota, Metazoa, Chordata, Actinopteri, Cichliformes, Cichlidae.
CAGGCGGUUCCCGGAUGCACCAAACAGAAACAUGGAACGGGUAGUGGUGGAAGUGCCGAUCAACAACGGUUUUCCCCUCGCUUGCCCUUCCACAACCCCACGAAAGCGGCAGGUGCGGUUUUCAGCACGCCAUGACAUCAUCCUUCUGCGAGAGGUUAUUGCACAGAAUCCCUUUGCCUCCAAAGAGCCAGGACGGAUUUGGGCACGCGUGGGUGAGAUUAUCACUGCUGCCCUCCAAGAGGAAAACUUUGAGGUGGAUGCCAGGAGAUGUAGGGAGAGAACCAUGCUGCUGCUAGACUACUACAAGAAACAAGACUUUCCCAGCCUACGCAGGUUUGGAACAGAGAGAUUGUAUGCCCAGAAGGAGGAUCUGCUCCAUGAAGUUUUGGAGCUGGAAGCUGAGAAGGGACUCAUAGUCAGCAAUGAUGGCACAAAGUACCAGGAUGAAGAGCGGAGAAAUCGAGUCGCAGAAGAACUAACUCUACCAGAACAGGACAAACCCAACAUCACAAUCCCGCAAACAACCACUACAGAACAAGAAGAAGAGCGUGAGGAAAUGACAGAGCUGUCAGCAGCACCCACAGCCAAGCGGCCCUGCCAGUGCUGCUGCCAGACCUACUCUGAGAUUCUCAGCUUCUUGGAGAAACGCUCAGAGGCGGAGCAGCGGCUUCGAGAAGAAGAGCUCGCCUUGCGCCGAGAGGAACUGGAGAUUCAGAGAAGUAAGAUCGCUCUGGAGAGAGAACGUCUGGGAGCUGAGAGAAAAGAGAGGGAGCGGAGAUUUGAGCUUGAGAGCCAAGAGAGGCAGGUCAUCUUGGACCUUUUAAAAGAGAAGGUGCUGAAAGGCUGACAAAUUAAAACUUUAUCACUUGCAUUUUGAUGCAUUUCUUUUUAGUAAAUUUGCAGAGGUUGGGAGUGGGAAGGGCAAAGUUAUCCACUAAAAAGAGGAAGGAAUGCAGUGAAACUAGAAAUAAAAGAUUAUGAG